Messenger RNA from Labeo rohita (rohu), 3352 nucleotides. RefSeq names its product N-alpha-acetyltransferase 25, NatB auxiliary subunit (gene naa25). Gene Ontology annotation, cellular component: cytoplasm; NatB complex. The record is from RefSeq and is a predicted model, not a curated record. NCBI's taxonomy places the organism in Eukaryota, Metazoa, Chordata, Actinopteri, Cypriniformes, Cyprinidae. Bases 53 to 2980 code for a protein of 975 amino acids. The transcript is spliced from 24 exons. Gene Ontology annotation, biological process: N-terminal peptidyl-methionine acetylation. Gene Ontology annotation, molecular function: protein-N-terminal amino-acid acetyltransferase activity; protein binding.
CCGGAGUGCUCGCUCUGCGCAUGCGCACCGAUUAAUCCUGCUCAGCUCCAUCAUGGCGGCGAGGGGCCAUGUGCAAGAUCCAAACGACAGGAGACUGCGACCCAUUUACGAUUACCUGGACAAUGGCAAUAACAAGAUGGCAAUCCAGCAGGCUGACAAACUGCUCAAGAAGCACAAAGAUCUUCACUGCGCAAAGGUCUUGAAGGCGAUCGGUCUGCAGCGCACAGGAAAACAGGAUGAAGCCUUCACGCUGGCGCAGGAAGUGGCCGUUCUUGAACCCACAGACGACAACUCUCUGCAGGCACUGACCAUCCUCUACAGAGAAAUGCACCGGCCCGAGUUAGUGACCAAGCUUUAUGAAGCUGCAGUCCGAAAAGUUCCAACGAGCGAAGAGUACCACUCUCACCUCUUCAUGGCCUACGCCCGAGUCGGAGAGUACAAGAAAAUGCAACAGGCUGGAAUGGCGCUGUAUAAAAUUGUCCCCAAAAACCCCUAUUACUUCUGGUCGGUUAUGAGCUUGGUGAUGCAGGCCAUCUCAGCACAAGACGAGAAGCUCUCUCAGACCAUGUUCCUGCCACUGGCUGAGCGUAUGGUGGAAAAAAUGGUAAAGGAGGAGAAAAUCGAGGCAGAAGCCGAGGUCCAGCUGUACUUCAUGAUCUUGGAGCGUUUGGGGAAAUAUGUGGAGGCGCUGGAGGUGGUUCAGGGGCCACUUGGAGAGAAGCUGACCAGUGAACUGCAGAGCCGUGAGAACAAAUGCAUGAUGCUGUACCGUCGUCUGGAGCGCUGGCCCGAGUGCAACGCACUGUCCUGCAAGCUCCUCCUGAAAAACCCUGACGACUGGCAGUUCUACUUACUGUAUUUCGACUCUUUGUUCCACUUAAUUGAUCAGAGCUGGACGCCGCCGCAGGAAGGUGCUCAUUCUGCAGAAGGGGAGGUGCGCGCCUCUGUAUCCCAGGCCAUCAGCUUCAUGGAGGACCGAAUAGCCACAGAAGAAGCGAAGGAGUCCAAGCAUCUGAGAGGGCCGUACCUGGCCCGUCUAGAGCUCAUCAGACGGCUCAGAGAGCGCAGCUGUCCUGAAGCACAGCAGCUAGGUGAACCUCUUGAGCUCAUGUUCCAGUUCUUUGUGAAGUUUGGAGACAAGCCAUGUUGCAUUACAGACCUGAAAAUCUUUCUGGAUCUUCUCGCACCUGACCAACAUGUGCAGUUCAUCAACAGGCUAAUGGAGGUUGUGCCGCUGGGCGCUCCAGGAGAGGAUGGCGUUGCUCUUCCAGGAGACACGCGGGCUCUGCAGAGACACAUGUGUGUGACUCAGCUGAGCCGCAGUCUGGGUCAACAGCAUGCGCUCAACACCGAGGGCAAACUAGGCCUUAUCAAAGAACUAAAAGCGCAUUACCGGCACGGCUUACAGUUCGGGAAGUCCUGUUUAAAAACAGAGCUGCAGUUCUCAGAUAUGUAUUGUCUCAUGGCGGCUCAUGUCUAUAUAGACCUGUGGAUAGAGACGGGCGAUCAGAACGUGUUGUGGCAGUGUUUGGGACUGUUAGAGGAAGGUCUGUCCCACAGUUCCUCCAACGCUCAAUUCAAACUGCUGCUUUUGCUUCUGUACUGCCGUCUGGGGGCUUUUGAGCCUGUGGUGGAUCUUUACUCCAGCCUGGACGCCAAACACGUCCAGCAUGACACCAUAGGGUAUUUAUUGACCCGCUAUGCAGAGUCUUUGGGCCAGUUUGCUGCUGCUUCCCAAUCUUGUAACUUCUCCCUCAGGUUUUUUCACUCAAACCAGAAAGAUACCUCAGAAUACAUUAUUCAAGCAUAUAAGUACGGUGCUUUUGAGAAAAUCCCAGAGUUCAUCGCCUUCAGGAACCGUCUCAAUCACUCGCUGCACUUUGCCCAAGUGCGCACGGAGAGGAUGCUGCUGGACCUCUUCCUGGAAGCCGACAUAUCAUCUCCUCUAGAGGAGAGCGUAAAAUCAAUGUCUCUGUGUCCGGAAGAGGACGACAUCCCGUGGGACAGCUUAAGGGACAACCGCGACCUGACUGUCCUCGUCAGCUGGAACCCUAAGGACCGGCAGCUGAACGAGGAACACAAGCAGCGCUCUCUAGAGGACGAGACCCUGUGGCUGAGGUUGCGGUCGCUCACGCUGCGUCUGAUUGGCUGCGUCUCUGCGCUGACUCACCCUCCAACAACGCGUAAUUCUGAGAAAACGACUGAAAACGGAGUGGCGACCAAACCGUCUUCUCUACAGUCGCUACUCUCACAGCUAGAAAACACGCUAAACCAGGCCACCCAGUUCACGGAAAAACAGCUGCAGCAUCAAUACCCAUUUCUGGGUCCUGUGUCGUCUCGUCUGGCUCAGGCUCUGUCCAGCGGUUGCUGUCAGUGUCAGCUCUCCUCCCUACAGCUCCCUCUACACCUCCAGGAGCUCGAGACCGCUGGCCUGGAUGAAUCAACAGAGCUUCAAACACAAAUAUCUAAUCUUUUCAAGUCUUUAGCAGUACAACUUCAAGACAUGUUGGAAAAAUGUAAAGGUGACCUAAUAGAAGCUAAAGACGGUCAAAACAAGACGCACCACUUUUUACUGGAGAAUCUAGUCUACUUUGUAGAAAGCGUUUGUAUCGUCCUAUGGGUGUCUAAUUACUGCGGAAGCGUCCUCCGGCCCUUAAAGUCCAGUUUACAGAAGAAGAAGAAAAAGAAAAAAGAAGCCAGCACUGUAACGCCGCCGGUGCUCUCGGCCUAUCAGGAGUUCAGCGGCAGCUUGCAGAGUCUCCUCAACCAGGCGCUGGAGCACAUCAAGAGCCAGGAGAUCAGCCUGACGGCGCUGAAGCUGGGAGAACUCAAUCUGGAGGGACAAACCCAGUCUGAGGCGGAAGGGACCUUCACGAAGACGGCCAUGGAUAAGGUGCAGAGCAGCUACCUGCGUUCGCUGCAGGAGAUCGGGGAACUGUUGAAGAAAAGAGCGGACACGUUAAAAUCCCUCAAAAUCUGAGCGCUCCAUCGAUCCGGUCCCCGACCCGCACGGCUCCACGCGACGGCGUUCCUCGGUCCCUAACGCAUCCUCCCGUCUCAGUCUGUGAACUCAGCUGGUCUCGUCUCCUCUUCCUAUUUAUCCGUCUCAUUACUCACGUACAGACACAGGCACACUGUAAAGUUCAACGACGGCUUCAGCACAAACAUCUACGUGCUCACGGCACUUUUAAGUGGAAAGUAAACUUCAUAUCCCUAGCAAAACUACAUAGGCAAAUGAAAAUAAGCAAUUUUAGAAGUACUGCUAUAAAUUAUUGUACAUAGUUUGAAGAUAAAAGAAUAUCAACGAGAACUCCUUGGCGAAUUAAAGUGAACUGCUUUGUCCUUUUGUCGA